This is a messenger RNA of Paramisgurnus dabryanus, 2394 nucleotides long. It is a transcript of the gene llcp, whose product is annotated as treacle ribosome biogenesis factor 1. Lineage: Eukaryota; Metazoa; Chordata; Actinopteri; Cypriniformes; Cobitidae. Gene Ontology annotation, molecular function: protein binding. The record is from RefSeq and is a predicted model, not a curated record.
UGCACGCGCUGCUCCUGCCCAAUGACUUCCGGAAAUACAAACAUGCUGCAAAGUUUUUGAUUUUGUUUUUUGUAUUAUUUGAUCUCAGUUAAAAGAAAAACAAUGACCUCAAAGGAUACAGACGCGCUGAUCAUCUUAAUUUAUCGCUAUUUAAAAGACAACGGUUACAAGAAAGUCGCCACCGCGCUGAGAAAGCACGCGCCACAGCACAGUAGACUUGCUGGAAAUGAAACCCAUGGCCUUAUUGUACACCUUACAAGUGGAAACUGAAGAAGUGAAAGUGUCUCUGAGUGAAAUCUUUAAGAGUUGGUCAAGGAAACAGAAGAGGCAUGAGAAGGCAGGCAAUCAUCUGACAGGUGCUCAGAAAAGUGAUGCAUCAGAAAGUUCAGAUGAUCCUUCAGAGCCUCCUGAUGUUCAGACACCUGAGCUGAGUCCUGCAAUAGUAAAUGCACAAAGUCCUAAAAAACCUGUUAAGACGAAUAUCAGGAAGACUUCAGCAUCAAAGAAACAGAUAAAAAAAGAAACUGUGACAAAAUCAAGGAAAAGAAAAAGCUCGGUCUCCAUCACUCCAGAGAACGAUUCUGACUCGGACUCCAGUUUAGAUGUGGACAAAUGGACAAAACUACUUACACAGUUGUCAGAUUCUGAUAUUGCAAAGAUGGAGGUCCUAUCAAACUUUGUUGAAACUCCCGUAUCUACACCUGUGACGUCCGCCGGAAAGGGAAGAAAGACGAAGCAAACAAAACCUAAAAAAGAGACAAACUCAGCCAAAAAUGAAAAGUCAAAGGCAGCAGCAAAGAAAACAAAAUCUAAAACUGACCACAUUCCUGUAAGGACUGAUACAGCUAAAACUGCAAAGAAGUCUACUGACAUUUCUGAAGGUGGUAAGACACCGUCCAAGAAAGCCAGAGGUCAUUGUGAAACCUCAGAUCUUAAUGUGGCUGAGACUCCAAAAACAACAAAAGUUCAGAAGCAUAAACCAUCAGAAAAUCAAACUAAUGGACUCAUGAAAACCAACAAGACGGCCACCCCAUCUAAAGGAACUAAAGCUGUUGGUCUGUCAGAUUCUGAAAACGUUAAAACACCUAAAAAAGUUAAAGUUAAGUCAUUGCAUGAUCUUUCUGAGCAGGUCGAGAACCACGCAAAAGCUGUCGCUGAAAACGACUCAGAAACCAGCAGCUCUCAAACUUUGUCUAAAAAAGCACAGAAGAAAGUUGAAAUUCUGUCUGAAUCCACCAACUUUAAAACGCCAUCAGGGCAGCCGGACAACAGUCUCUCAGCUACUAAAGUUAAGAAAAAGAAAAAUGCCAGCAAGCUUGCAGAAGCUGACUGUGACACCGACCUUAACAUUGAUAAUACCCACCUGAUGUCCGACCAAUCGGAGACGCCGUCAAAGAAAGUGAAAAACAAGAAGUUAGAAAGUGUUGUAGAGCUUGCGCCCAGCGAGACUCCUAAAAAGCAUAAAUCUAGGAAAAGUGAUUGUCCUAUUGAUCUUGACAUGGCAAAAACACCUGAUGUUCUCCAAGAAUCAUCUAACAUUGAACUUCAUGAAAGGCUUUCAGAAGAGGCUGAAACACCAUCCAAAAAAUCCAAGAAGGCCAAGGGUAGGAAAUCACAAGCACAGACUGGAGAUGAUAAUGAUGAUGAUAAUUGUGGUGAUGGUUUGGACAAUGAAGAUACGUCCGAUCAGUAUUUUAAAAAACACUCCAAAAAGAGGAAACACAAAAGGGAAGAAGUUAACGAUGAUUUGGCACAAGAGAAGGCCACACCAGAGCCCAAGAAAGCUAAGAAAGAAAAAUGGAAAAACGAGGACGUUGAAAACAUGAUUGAAGAUGAUCAACAACCAUCAGUAGAAGAACCUGUAGAAAUCAGUCAGAAGAAGAAAAAGAAGAAGAAAGAUAAAGAGCGAGAGAGUGAUAAUACGGUCUCUGAUGAUCAUCCUGUAUCUACUGCCACCGAGGAGGUGAUUGUUCACAAGAAGAAAAAGAUGAGAAAAGAGAAACAUUUCAGUAGAGAUGAAGCUCCUGGACUCGAUGACACGCAGCGGUAACAUAUCAGAGAUGGAGGCGACGGUUCUUCAUCUCACAGCUUUAGUAAUGAUUUAAUCUGAAUGUAUGUUCUCUGCCAACUGUCUAGAUCACAUGUGUAUGUCUCUGUGUUUUAUAUUUUUAUGAAGAAAUCUUAAGUAUCAUUUUGUUUGUUGAUCCAUUUCUCUUCUCUUUGUAUUGUUUUUUUGUAAAUGUUGAAAAGAGUUUUAUGUGUUUGUAUCAUCGAAGUGAUGUUGGUUUUUUAUUUUUUUUAGAUGUAAAAAAAACAACAAAGAAUAAUGUACUUUUUCUUAAGAAAAAGCUCUAAAUUUGACUAAAAAAUUCAUUCUGUGACAUCUGUAUUAAA